AUGAAUGCAGCUGAAACUCAAUGUAAACUGUUUUUAAAAACAUAUGGUUCGCAUAUCAUUAUUGGAUUGGUUCACUUCGGAAAAAUAGAAGUUCACUCACAGGAAGAAUAUCAUGAUGUAAUUUCUACAGAUGAUCUUCUUGGAGGUGACGACUGUAGUAUGGACUGGGUUAUUACUCACAGGGAUAUUUUUAAGAAUGGAGCCUUGGCUGGAAUCUGGAACUUAAUUUUGCAAGAUAAAUCUUCCUUCCAAAACAAAUCAAGUUUGGCGGAGUUUGUACGAAAAGAGUACAAAAAAGAUAGCACGUUCAUUGACUUUAAAGAAAGUGAAAGAAAAAUUUUUGAUUCCACUAUUCAGAAACUGCACAAAUAUUUAAAAUCAGAACAAAGCAUUGAAAGAAUUAUUGCUGUGCUAAAGCAUAUUAAUCAUGACGUAGCUCAAUUGGAAAACAAGUCUGUUUUUCAUGACAUGCUCAAAGAAAACUCAGAUAUGUCCUCCAUGUUAAGGUCAGCUAUUGAAUACAACUCAAACAAAGAAGAAGAAAUUGAAGUUCGUCGAAAUUUAAAACGACUGCUAUCAAAAUCGGAUGUAGAUUUCAAAAACCGGGAAAGUAUUGAAAAGUGGAUCAAUGAAGACAUGCCUACUGAGGAAGAUAAAUACCCAGAUAUAUUUGUGAAAGACCUGAAACAAUUUUUUUCUCUUAUAGAAGAAGAGGAAUUUCUCAUAACUGCCGCUAAGCGGUCCGACUUAAGUAUCUCUUUAAACGUUUACAUCACGAUAAUCUUUACAAGAACAGUAAAAAGAUUUCUUUUAUGUCUGAAGUCGAAACAAUGUCAAGCGGAGUACGUUUUUCUGAUUGCAGCACUUUCUCUUUUCGGCUUCAAUUUUCGACAGUGUAUAUUUGAAGAACAAAUGGGUCAGGAAAAAUUAGUUGCUCUUUCUCGUCAUUCUAAAAAAAGUCUUGAUAUAUUUGAAAAGUACGGAAGUUAUUCUAUCAUAAAACAACAUGCCUGGGUUGUUCAAUAUCUUAUUCAAAACAUAACACAGUGGGUACCCGAAACAUCAGACCUUACAGAGCUCCCAGAAGAAAUAGCGAAAAAUACCAUACGAUUAGAUCCUCAGGUAAAAGCAUUGCUUAAAGACAAGAAAAAUUUAAAAGAAGCUAUGAUAUCGCUGUCCAAACUUUUACAAGAAGACAAAAAUAAAAACAUAUGUUGGGAGCAUUUGAAAAAUGAGCUAGAAAAUGAUACAAUAGACUCUAUCAUGACACAAAAUGUCAAUGAUCGUUGUCAUUUGUCAGAAAUGUCUGAGAAAUUGCAAUACAUAGUUCAAGAGCUAGACCUGAGGAAAUACUUUCCAGGAAAAUUGUCUGUCCAGGAAGCAUUGGAAAUAUCUGAGAAGAGGUUUGACGGUGCAAAUACUACAAAAGACAUCCCAUGGGUUAUCAUGCAUUCCAUUAUUUCAUGUAAUACAGGAUUUAUAGAGAAGAGUUACAGUUCACCUAUUCCAAAAUGGCAAGAAGUAGAGGAAGCGAAAAUGGAAGAAGAUUUGUCCGUCCAUCCAAUGGACACAUUUUACACUGUGUGGUUAUGCUGUGAUCCAUUCCUCAAGAGUCUGUUGAGUAGAAAACUUGCUUUGCUAAAAAUAGCAAUUCCCCUUAUUUACUUUGACUGUUAUCAAGAUUUAGUAUGUUAUCUGUGGGGGAUGAGAAACGUCUUCAUAGACGAUACUUCGGGAUCAGUUGCAACAACUUGUAUGAAAACGAUCGCAUUUGCCAGAAUAGGAAAUUCUGACUUUCGAUCAAAGUCAGAGACAAUAAACAAACUAUUGCAAGAGGAUCACUCAACAAGUUUUCCCUUUUUUCACAGAAAUUGUAGCUUUGGAGAAUUCGAGCGCAAUCUUUAUAAUGGUACUAUUGAAAUUUCAUGGAAUUUUAAUCAAACCUCAACAACAGGAGGUAUGUGCAAAAUCGUCAAAGAAAUGACAGUGUUAAAUCUAAGAGGGGAUGCAGCAGUCUAUCGCGAUCAGUUUGAAAUAUUAAUAAAUAUAUCCAAUAUUUUGAUACUCUUCGUUGAAUUCCCAGAAUUAGAGAAAAUCUCUUACCUACUUUGUCUUCUUAAACAAAUACUUCGAAAUGUUAUUAUUGUGACAAAUAUGCCAAAAAGUAAAACAAAUGAGAAUAUAACAUCAAAUUGUUUUCUUGAAGGUCUAAAUGUCAUUUCUACAAAUGAUUCCCUAGGCCGUUUAAAGAACGAUAGAAAAAUAAAGGAAGAAUUAUGCAAAACAAUUAACAAAUUGCUUAACAAUGAUGAGGAGAAGGUGCAGUUAGAAAAUGCAAUAAAACUAUUAUGUAAGGAAGGAUUUCUUAGAUGCAAUGAUUGGAACAGUAAACCGCCACGUAUUCAAAGAUUUUUCUCAUACUUGAAAACUGUUCUUCGGGAUUUUAAAAGUAAAGAUGCCAUGCUGCCUCUUCAAGGCAAAGAUUUACUGACCAGAUGGAGUGCAAUUCACUGGAAGCUAAAACAAACUAGCCCGUCAGAAUCAUAUGCAAUAGAGACAAAAAUGGAAGAUACGCUGUCUGAAAUAAGAAUUCAACAGGCUGAAAAAUGCAUUUCAAAUAUGGAACUAGUUGCAGAUUUUAUUGCCAUAAUAUUGUCACAAAGAGGCUGUGCACAAGCAGUGCAGUUUUUUCUCUCAGACAUUGAGAAUUUAUUGGAAGAAAAAUCAAGAAAAAUACUUCCUCAGAUGACACAUGAGCUAGUAGAAACGUAUCGUCGUGAGUCAGGAAGAGACCAAGUAAAGACUAUCCAAGAAAAUCUGGAGUCUGCAAACUUUGGAUUAGUUCAUUUAUUUCGAGAACUUGGGCAAAUAUUUGAAAGUUUUAGUUACUGCAAGGACAUGUGUGAUUAUCAUAUUGAAAGAACGACAUGGUUUGCUGUACAAUUACUACCUCGUAUUGUUGCCCACAUACUUAUUCUAGGUCGAUCAUUUGAGAUAAUGAAUGGGGAAGCAAUUGAUAUUUCAUUAAAAUGGGUAAAAGCUAUAUUUACUGAGAUGGCAAAAAUCAAAGGUAACAAGAGAGUAUAUUCAAUAUCUGUUUUGGGUAUUCAAAGUUCUGGAAAGUCAACGUUGUUGAAUGCUAUGUUUGGCCUUGAUUUUCCUGCAAGUUCUGGGAGGUGUACUCGAGGUAUUAAUCUACAUUUGCUGCCUGUCACUAACCCGCACUUGAACUUUGAAUAUGCAUUCAUUUUUGACACGGAAGGACUUCGUUCUUCUAGUAAACAUACAGGCAGAACAAGUCAUGACAACAAGCUUGCUACGCUUGCAAUUGGAAUUGCUGAUACAGUUAUUCUUAAUAUUAAAGGCGAGAAUGUUACUUGUAUGGAAGAUACACUACAAAUUGUUAUACAUGCAUUAAUGCGGUUAAAACAGGCCAAUAAUGAUAUAGAACUUCGCCAAUCGUGCAUUUUUGUACAUCAAAAUGUCUAUUUAUUAGGCAAUGGAGCCAAAUUGGAGUCUGAAAUUGAAGAGACCCUAAACAAAUUGAAUGCAAUUACAAGUAACAUUGCUGAACAUGAACAUAUGGAGUAUAUAUCUUCAUUUAACGACGUUAUAUCCUUUGACUCUAGACAUGAUGUCAUUUAUUUACCCAAUUUGUGGCAUGGAACUCCACCAAUGGCUCCUGUAAGCAAAUCCUAUAGUAACGAAGUACAGCGGAUUGGAAAGCACGUCAUUGAACAAUGUUCCAGAAAAUUUGAAUCAUUUUAUAACAUUUCAAAUACCUUUUGUCGAAUUGAAAGUAUAUGGAAAGGCAUUCUUAAUGAGGAUUUUGUUUUUAGUUUUCAGAAUAUCAUGCAUAUGAAAGCGUAUAAUCUUUUGCAAGAGGAAACAAGUCGUCAAAGUUAUGCAUUAGAAAAGUUUUCAAACGAAUUUUGGAGAAAAACAGUGAAAACUGCUUUAUAUUGUGCUCCACGUCAAGACAUAGAAAUAACUGAAUCGAGGCUUUUUUCUCAGUUCUGUACUGAUUUGGACGAACUAACAACAUCAAAAACAACAUUCCUGGAACAAUAUAUACAUUCUUCUGAUUUAAAGUCUGAAAUGAUACAGUGGAAAGAAACUAAAAUCAGGGCAAUAGGAGAAACAUCAAACAUCUUAAAAACAGUGUUCAAGCGCAAACUAAGUCGUCAGGUUUUUCACUAUAAGGUAGAAUGGAAAUACAAUGACAAAGAUAUGGAGAAAAAACUUCUUGAAAAAGUUGCCAAACAUGCAAAAAGUAUCCAAGAUAGAAACUUUUCUGAAGAUGAGAAAGAGACAUUUUUUUCUGAAAUGUGGGAAUUAUUAUUAAAUGAACACGUCUGCGAUGUGCCACUUGAAACAUACAAAGCAAACAAAAAGCAGCUUCGAGAUGGAAUAUUGAUUGUUCUUUAUGGUGCAUUUAACAAACACAAACACCUUCUAAAAGAGGCACUUAAAAUCGAACCUAUAGAUUGCUGCCAAGAGCAAAACGAUAUGAACCUGGCAUUGUCUGAAGAGGAUAUCCUUGAUGAACAUAUUAAUUUGAAAUCAAAGCUGAAAAUGAUAAGGAUCUUAAACCACAAAACUCUGCGGAAAUGCAAACUGAUGACUUUGAAAGUAACAAGGGAGAUUUUCAAAGAAAUUGACACCUAUUUUAACCAAGCUGAAGAAGACUGGGAAUACGACGAAAAAGAUUUCAAGAAUGACAUUUUAUCAAAAUUAUUAGAGAAAAUAACCACACAAAACAAAGACAAAACGUUUUCUCUAACACCAGAGUAUCAGAUAAAAUUUGCCAUAAAAGCUGCACAAAUCUCUUUCAGGGAAUUUUCUAUCCUUAAUAGACGUUAUGAAGAUAAACACAGUCCUCGAGCAUUUACCAUUUCGAAAAUGUCGCAAGCAAAACAGGUGUUUGAAAAUAUCCUUUUAAGAGAAGAAGAAACAGUUAUUGUCUCUAACUAUAUAUGCAAUGAACUAAAAUUGCAAAUUAGAAAAAACGUAGAGCAUUCAGUAGCAGAAUUAUUUAAGGGGAGAUUGUUAGAACAUUUUUCCUUUUUAAAACGCAAGUUGAUAAAUGCAAUAUUAGAGGAUUUAGCUUUAGCUGAAAAGUUCAAUACUUUUGUGUCCUAUAUAAAAGACCCUGAGGGCUUUGCUAAGCAGUGGAUGAAGGAAAAAGCUGUUAAUAUGUUAAGCCAAGAGGGCGAUGAUUCUUGUGAGACUUACAUUAGACGUCUCAAUAUUGAUGCUUUAUCGAAAGAAAUUUCAUUUAUCAUGGAGGUUGCAACUCAUGUCAAUAAAGAUGUUCCAAAUAAUACAAUUCGUUGCUGGAUACAGACUUUCAAAGACAAUCUUUUCGGCUACAAACUCGAUACGGGAUGCACAGCAUUAUUAUCCAACGACUCCUUGGAUGAUGUGAAGUCCUUUUAUACAAAGCUUGCAAAAAAGAUCAUGGAUGUUGAGCUUGAAUUGCAAAACGAAUUUACAAAUCAAUCUGAUGGUUCAUUAACUACUGGAGGCAAAGAUCCCUUUCUAACAGUAUUUAAUACUCUCUGGGGUUGCAAUGAGCACUGUCCUCUUUGUUUUGAGCCUUGUGAGAACACAACAAAAGAUCACGUUAAAGCUGAUAAAAUUCCCCAUUCCUGUGUUCAACAUAGACCAUUUGGAAUAAAAGGUUUCUAUUUCGUACAAACCAAAAAAUUAGCAAUUGAAAAUUGUAACCGUUUAGUCAGUCGAAAUGGUUUGGUGAAAUGUGGACAAUGGUGUCAGUGUGUAGAAGACAAAUGUGAAAUAUAUCAUCCUUUAAAAGAUUAUCAAAACUGGAUUCCCGAGUGGACCAUUCCACCUAAAGAUACUUCUGCAUCUAAGUACUGGUGCUGGUUUACUGCCAAAUUUUGUCUACAGUUGAUGCAACAUUACAAAACUGAAAGUCCGGAAAUUCCAGACGGAUGGAAAAGAAUUUCUCAACAUGAUGCAAUACAAAGUUUACUGACCCCAGAAUGUGAUAACAGCGACACUCAAAAAAAGCCUGUUCUUUCGUGGUUUGAUAGAAUAAAAGCUUUUUUUCAUUAA
This is a messenger RNA of Saccostrea cuccullata (small rock oyster), 6081 nucleotides long. RefSeq names its product interferon-induced very large GTPase 1-like. The record is from RefSeq and is a predicted model, not a curated record. The coding region runs from base 1 to 6081 and encodes 2026 amino acids. NCBI's taxonomy places the organism in Eukaryota, Metazoa, Mollusca, Bivalvia, Ostreida, Ostreidae. Gene Ontology annotation, molecular function: GTP binding. The transcript has a single exon.